AGCUGUGUGUCUUAUCAAUAUCAUCCCGGAAGAGAAGACGCAAAAUAUUUAUUUGCAAGUCAAUACUUGAGAAAAAAUUCCAUUCAAAAUGGCUGGGUCAUUGCGAUUGCCGCCCAUGUUUAUAAAAGGUUUUCUUAGGCACUCAGCCAUGACUACAACAUUAGUGCCCAGGUUAGCCAUGUCCAGCAAAGCAGCAGCAGCCGAGGACCAAAAGAAGCCUCUACUCUAUUCGUUUUGGUCCAGCUCCUGCUCCUGGCGAGUUCGUAUUGUCUUGAGUUUUAAGGGCAUACCCUUUGAUCUUAAGCCAAUUAGCUUAUCUAAACGGGACACCAAUAAUUGUUACACCGAUGAGUUCCAUCAGAUAAAUCCCAUGCAGAGGGUACCCUCCCUUGUAAUUGAUGGUCAUACACUAAGUGAUUCUGUGGCUAUAAUGCAUUAUCUGGAAGAAACUCGACCAGAGCAUCCACUUUUGCCCGAGAGUCCAUAUGAACGGGCCAAAGUCCGUGAAAUUGUCGAGAUCGUUUGCUCUAGCAUACAACCACUGCAAAACGUUGGAGUCUUGGAUGAGGUGGGUGACAAGGGUAGACUAAAGUGGGCCCAGUUAUGGAUCAAACGUGGUUUUACGGCUCUCGAGAGUGUCCUUUCCACUACAUCGGGCAAAUACAGUGUGGGUGAUAAAAUUACCCUGGCAGAUGUGUGCCUGGUUCCACAAGUUUUUAAUGCCAAAAGAUACAAGGUGGACCUUACACCAUAUCCCAACAUUGUUCGCUUAAAUGAAGAACUACUUGGAAAUCCAGCAUUUAGCUCCAGUCAUCCACAUACACAACCUGAUUACAUUCCUAAAAACGGUUUCUAAUUAACAUAAAAUUACUUUAAAUUGAAAAAGCUUUUAAAAAUUUAUGUUUAUUCAAAAAAUUUAUUAAUCUGUUUAACUAGUCUAUGUAGAACUCUUGACCGUCUGUCUAGUGAAGAAUAAAAUCUCCCAAAUACCACAUAA
Drosophila willistoni is the source of this 997-nucleotide messenger RNA. RefSeq names its product probable maleylacetoacetate isomerase 2. The transcript has 3 exons. Lineage: Eukaryota; Metazoa; Arthropoda; Insecta; Diptera; Drosophilidae. The coding region runs from base 89 to 856 and encodes 255 amino acids. The record is from RefSeq and is a predicted model, not a curated record. Gene Ontology annotation, molecular function: maleylacetoacetate isomerase activity; glutathione transferase activity. Gene Ontology annotation, cellular component: mitochondrion; cytoplasm. Gene Ontology annotation, biological process: glutathione metabolic process; L-phenylalanine catabolic process.